This is a messenger RNA of Athene cunicularia (burrowing owl), 3957 nucleotides long. It is a transcript of the gene SETD4, whose product is annotated as SET domain containing 4. The record is from RefSeq and is a predicted model, not a curated record. Bases 190 to 1509 code for a protein of 439 amino acids. Gene Ontology annotation, molecular function: protein binding; histone H3K4 methyltransferase activity; transcription coactivator activity. The transcript is spliced from 11 exons. Lineage: Eukaryota; Metazoa; Chordata; Aves; Strigiformes; Strigidae. Gene Ontology annotation, biological process: peptidyl-lysine trimethylation; positive regulation of transcription by RNA polymerase II; peptidyl-lysine monomethylation.
GCCCGGCCCGGCGGCGGGCGGUGUGGCGGUCCCUCCGGCCUCUCCGACAGGUGGGCCGGCGGUGGGCUGUGCGGCCGUGUUCGCCUUUGCCCGCUCCCGCGAGUUCAGGCCCGGGAGGGACUCGGCAGCCAGAGCCGCUGCCCAGGGGUAGAUGGGGUUGUCUAAAUAAGGCAAAAUCUUUUACUUAAUAUGAAGAAAAGCAGAGGUCGGACAGGUCGAAAGAGAAGAAGAAAACACUUCCAGAGUUUUAUGGGUGGAGUAAACUGCAGUCACAAGCUGGAAUACAUUAAACUCAAGAAAUGGCUGAAAGACAGAGGAUUUGAAGACGGUAAUUUAAGGCCAGCAGAGUUCAAGGAUACAGGAAGAGGACUGAUGACGACAAAACCUCUUCAGUCAGGGGAUCUGAUUAUUUCAUUGCCUGAGAAAUGCUUACUCACCACGGGCACUGUCCUUAGUAGCUCCUUGGGAGAAUACAUUAUGAAAUGGAAGCCUCCUGUAUCUCCUUUGAUAGCACUGUGCACAUUUUUAAUAGCAGAGAAGCAUGCUGGUGAGAAAUCUCUGUGGAAGCCAUAUCUUGAUGUUUUACCCAAGACAUACACUUGCCCUGUUUGUUUGGAGCACGAUGUAGUAAGCCUUCUUCCUGAACCUUUAAGAAAGAAGGCUCAAGAGCAGAGAACGACGGUCCAUGAGUUGUACAUGUCUUCCAAGGCUUUUUUCUCUUCCCUGCAACCUGUGUUUGCUGAGAACACGGGAACUAUUUUUAACUACAGUGCUCUAGAGUGGGCUUGGUGCACUAUUAAUACCAGGACAAUAUACAUGAAACAUUCACAGAGGGAAUGUUUUUCUCUUGAGCCAGAUGUUUAUGCGUUGGCACCAUAUUUAGAUUUGCUAAACCACAGUCCAAAUGUUCAGGUAAAAGCUGCAUUUAAUGAACAGACAAGAAGCUAUGAAAUUCGGACAAAUUCACAGUGCAAAAAAUAUGAAGAAGUAUUUAUCUGCUAUGGGCCUCAUGAUAAUCAGCGACUGCUACUAGAAUAUGGAUUUGUUGCCAUGGAUAAUCCUCACAGCAGUGUUUAUGUCUCAUCAGAUACUCUCCUCAAAUAUUUCCCACCACUGGACAAGCAGAAGAAUGCAAAACUUUCCAUUCUAAAGGAUCAUGAUUUCUUACAAAACCUGACCUUUGGAUGGGAUGGACCAUCUUGGAGACUCCUCACAGCCCUCAAGUUGUUAAGUCUCGAAGCAGAUGAAUUUACUUGCUGGAGGAGAACGCUGCUUGGUGAUGUAGUUUCAGCCAGAAAUGAACAGCAGACUUUGAAUAUAACAGCAAAAAUAUGCCAUUUUUUAAUAGAGGAGACACAGCGUGUCCUUCUCCAGAUUUCCCAGUUGAAAAGGAACAAAGAGAACCUCAAAAACCACCUGGCUUUGGUAGAAGCACUACGCUUGGAAGAUUUGAAGAUAUUACAAAAAUCAGCUGAGAUUGUUUGCAACUUGAAUAUUGCAACAACUUGACGUAUCUGUAGCUGUGAUAGCUGUGGCUGAUUGGAUUUGUUUUGUCAUGGAUGUGCCUUGCUCAACUGUUUUGGUGGACCUGAGCAGCAAAGAAUAAUAUAAAAAGUCAUCAGAAUGUGCCUUGUUUUAUUUACGGGGUCACCCAGGACCCAGAGUCUUAUUUUGGUCUUUGCUGACCUUCUUCAGUAAUACAAAAGAUUAGCCCAAAUGAUGCGGGGAGCACAGGUGGCUUUCAUCACAUCUCACUGAAACCGUGACUGCUGUGAGCAAAACAGCUUCUGGGGUAAUUUGAGCAGCCCCAGGACUGUGGGCUCCAGCAGUCCUAGACUUUACAGCUGCCUGUGUGGCUAUAAGUGUGAAUUGUAGGGUCAAGCAGAUACUCCUCAGCAUGUAUUUGAACUCUGGCUUUUGGAGAGGAAGAGGACAGAGCCGCUUGUAUUUGCCCUGUACCGAUCCUUUACUUUUUCCCUGAGAUCUGUACAUGUCUCCAAGUUUUAGUAGUUCAUGUAAUGCCUGUUCACUGUUGGAGUAGUAAGUGCAGACUAGAGCACAGAUCAGCCCUGUUGUGACCAACUCCAUUCCCUUUGCAGUUUCAGCCCAAGUGUUUCUUGAAUGUAAGUAAGUGUGAAUUUCCCUCCUUUACUCUCAAAGCUCCCUCCUGACACACUAGUUUGUGUUCUGACUCCUGGUGGGAAUGAGAACUGUAAGGAUAUGUCACUGAACUCUUGUUUCUUGUUUGGAAGACUACCCAGACAACUAAUUGUGUUUCCAUUCAGUUCUAGUGAUUACAUUGAGAAAUGUUCCUAUCCUGUAUACAGGGAGAUAGUCUAAUGAGAAGCCUUUCAGUAUUAGUUCUGCUUAAGUAUGGAGCUUGAGCUCUCUCUGUUGUUUAGAGAAGAGAGAGACUUCAAAGGGCAUUUCAGGGCAGGACCCUUACGUAAGCUGUACAAACUUAAUUGUGCUUGUGUUGUGAUUAUUUUCCAUUCUGUGGGGAAUCAUAUUUCAUACAAUUUUUCAUUGCUAUUUUUAACAUUUUUUUAAGAACUGUGUUUUUAAAAAGUUUAUUUUUGUAAACAUAUUGCUUCAUGUUCUACAAGACUUCUCUUUGAAAUAAAUGAAAUUGUAUACAGCAUUAAAGGCAUUCUAGCUAAUAAUAUAAUUUAAGGAAAAAAUGCAACAGGUGAAAACUGUGAAGUAUUCAAGCUCAAAUGCACUUUCAGACUUUCUUUGGUACCUUGUCAACAAAAAUGUUAUUGUGUAAACUGGCUUGGAUUUGAAGAUUCCAGGGGUUUUCCCUGCUUGCUUUUUUUUUUUUUUUUUUUUUUUUUUUUCUGUCUCAGUCUAUUUGAGGCAGGAAGUGUCUUGAUACCUGGAGCACUGAGAAGGGCUCUUCCUUACACAGAAGGGUAUGUUGCUUUAUGUUCAAAAGACUGGGGGACCUUAGGAAUGUAACGGCUGUUACACAGUUUCCAAAAGCAAAAAUUCUUGGUUUUGAAGUGCCAUCUUCAUAACCUCUUCUGAGGAUUUGGAGAUUCUGAAAAGAAGCUUUUUUUCUGCCUUGUUUACCCCAGUGCACUGAGACUUUUAUACUCUUGGGCUUUCUGUAUUGUUCACAUGGGGAUGCUGACAGUUUGUGGUUACUCUACAUUUUGGAGCAGAGGGCAGGGUGAAUGAAGUGGGAGACGAGCAAGUGCUCUCUGAAGCUAGAAGCACAUUUCUUACAACCUUUGUGCCAAAUUAAUUUCAUAUUUGCCUAAACUGGGCUUUUAACCCUUGAAAGUCACUUGGCACCAUAUUUUAUACUCUAGUCCGCUCCAUUCUGAAGUACCUCCUGGGAUGAGAUGACUGUCUGGAUUUGGGAAUUCAAUCUCUGCUGAUCUCACCAAGGGCAAUUCUCAUCUCGUGUAAGGGUCCUUCUGUACUGCUGAAUCUGACUACAGCAGAGAUAAGCGGGGCUGAGCCCCCUGACGCUGUGGCUGUUGCCCAUUCGUUUUGAUCAGGUCUGCAAAAAGGUCUACAGAAGUCAUGGGUGACAUGAAGAGGGUGGCUGGUGACUGAGCAUUCACAGUACAAGAAGGAAGGGCUUUCAAAGGAAGAUCGAAGAAGUCAGGCUCAGAGCUAACAAAGUGCUAACAAAUCUAUUGAUGUUACUUAAGAAUAUGGAUACAAAAGUUGACAUGGGUGCAGAGCACAUACAGGGAAGACAGAGCUGUUGGCAGUUCCCAGCCAGCCAAACAACUUUAGUCUUACACAGUCCCCUGAUCUCAAAAUACUUGAAGGUUGGGAGGGUAUUGAUGGCAAGUAUUGUAUACAUUUGCCCUAUGCUUGCUCUUUUAGGGUGUUGGUGGACACUGUGGGAAACUCUACUGGGCUAGAGGGAUUCUUGCUUUGAACGUGUCCUGCAAUUUUGAUGAUUACAGUUGAACUGUUUGACCUCUUAAUAAAAAU